Molecule: messenger RNA, 963 nt
Organism: Clonostachys solani
Lineage: Eukaryota; Fungi; Ascomycota; Sordariomycetes; Hypocreales; Bionectriaceae
Source: the annotation of a GenBank genome assembly
AUGGCACGAUACGGGUCUGUUAGCUGGGGCUUCAUUGUCUCAUGUCUGCUACUUGCCGUACGUGCAGCCUCUUCAGAAGAUGUUGAUACAAAAUUCAUGGGCUACUUCAUCAACGGCCUCACUACUGAGAAGUUGAUGGCCCCUUCUUCCUUCGAUGUAUGGUCAACGACAGGAACCGUCGCGGGCGGAUGCGAAACGGCUAAGCCAACGUGCGAGAUCAAUAUCGGAUGUCAAGAUGGAACCCUGACAAGAACUGACAAUGUCAAAACUUUUUGCACAGGAUCGCAGGUCUGCCAGACCAUGACAAUUUAUCAGAAUUCUCCUUCCGGCGGACCGACAAUAAAACAUUUCUUUUGCGCAAAUGUGUGGCCGGCGAAGACGGUAUAUCGUGACCUACGCCAGGUAGCGACAACUACAACUUCUUCCGAAUUGGCUCCGUUAGCAUCCUUUUCGGCUUCGUCGUCUUCCUUUUCGGGUCCGACGAAUUCUUUACUAAACAUAGAGACGUCGACGCGGGCGAUCACGACACAGACGACGUCCACACAAACGAGUACCACAAGCUCAGUGCUCACGGAAAGUGCGGAUGCAUCCGGCUCUUCAUCGAAGUCCACAGUCGACCAGAAGGCAUGGAUCGCCGGCCCUGUCCUCGGCGGCCUCAUCAUUCUCGCCCUUUUUGCGGGUGGUAUGUUCUGGUGGGGCAGAAGGUCCCGAGGAGGUGACGAACGCGAAGCAGACAACACCAAGAAUUUCCAGCCCAUUCCUGAUGAGAGUAAAUUCGGGUAUCAGCAUCAGUCGUCGUAUGGCGAAAUGCCUAUCCCCAUGACGUGCCAACCUCAGUCUCAUGUUAGUGAAAUGUGGUCUUCUAGGUCACCAACGGAGCUAGGAACGAACUCGGCGAUACAUCAGCCAAAACCGCAACCUCCCACACAAAUCCAAGAGCUGCCAGCUUCUUAUUAUCGGUAA